Molecule: messenger RNA, 2151 nt
Organism: Erythranthe guttata (spotted monkey flower)
Lineage: Eukaryota; Viridiplantae; Streptophyta; Magnoliopsida; Lamiales; Phrymaceae
Product: 16S rRNA processing protein RimM family
Biological process (GO): UDP-N-acetylglucosamine biosynthetic process; rRNA processing
Cellular component (GO): ribosome
Molecular function (GO): ribosome binding; UDP-N-acetylglucosamine diphosphorylase activity
Source: RefSeq, a predicted model, not a curated record
AUGCAGAGCCCUUCGAUUCUCUGUUGUUCUUCAAAUUCCCUUUCUCUCUCGUUUCAUUUCCCAAUUUCUCCGCCAUCUGCACUUGUUACAGGAAAACCGACCAAUUCCGCCCCCAAUUUCUCGCAUUCAAGCAAAUUACCAUUCUUCUCUUCUCUCCCUACACGCCCAAUAUCUCGCUUCGCGAUUCAGUCUACUGUUUCCGCUGCUGAAGAGCUUGUGGAGGCUACUUCGUCUGCUUCAACUCUUAUCGAGACCGGGUACAUUUUUGGUGUUCAUGGCUUCCAUGGAGAGGUUCGAGUGAAAACGAGCACCGAUUUUCCCGAUCUGCGAUUUUCCAAGCCAGGAACAAGAUGGUUGAAGCAGCAAGUUUCGGGAACCGAGACUCUUCAAGAAAUUGAACUGGUGGAGGGCAGAGGCCACCCUGGACAAAGUUGGAUUGUGAGGUUUAAUAACAUCGAUACGUCGGAACAGGCACAAAAACUUGUGGGGUCAACUAUAUUGGUGACCGAUGAAGAUAGACCUAUCCUAGAGGAAGGCGAAUUCUAUACUCAGGACCUUAUUGGAAUGAAACUUAUUCUUAAGGAAUCGGGGGAACCAGUAGGAACUGUUGUCAAUGUUUUCAAUAGUGGAGCAAAUGAUCUUCUGCGAGUCAAGCUUAACUCAUCGAGAAGCACUACUGAACAGAUUGGAAAAUCGGAAACCGGGUCAGGGGAUUCGGGUCCACUAAUAUGGGUUCCAUUUGUUGAAGCAAUUGUUCCAACAGUUGAUCUUGAAAAGAGAGAAAUGUUGAUUACACCUCCAAAGGGGCUCUUGGAGUUAAAUAUCCGCUCUGACGACAGGACCAAAAAGGAGAGACGCGAGCUUGAAUGGAAAGAAAGAAAGAAGUUGCAAAGACGAUUGAUAGCAGCCAAAAAGAAACUAGUUGAAAUGGAACAGCAACACGUGUUUCAUGGGUUAAGGUAUGGAGAGAAAGACCAAAGGAGCUUGCUUGCAGAUCAAAUAGUUACUCUAAAUUCCAAGCUGCUUCAACAUGCUAUGCAAAAUAUUGCGAUCCCAUCUACAAGGCCAAAUUUGCUCGACAUUUUGAACGAUGUGCCGAGAUCGAAUACUUUAAGAGUAUCCAAUAGUACAAGCUCUACUGGAACCGGGAAAGUGUCUGAUUCAUAUCUUAAAGUGCAAAAAGAAGGCUGCCUUUUGACUUGUAAAGGCAAAGUCGCGUUAGUUUUAGUACUGGAUGACAUUGAGAUUGAAAAGACUUCGGAGGAAAAUGAGAAUGCAUAUCUGCUUGUAAAAGCAUUACUAGAUAAUCAUCGGAGUUCUGCUAAGAUCGAAGAUCGCUCAAUUGUGCCUCUGAUUUUGGUUAGUUCUGCUGGUGCUGUCAGUUCUCUGCAAAACUUGUUCUUGGAGCACGACUACCUAGGAUUUGAUCCCGAAAAGGUCUGGUUUUUGGAAGAAGAGAAGCUUCCUCUUGUUAGUAGCUUGCUUGACGUACAAGGCAAGCAUAAAAUACUAAUGAAGUCGCCAUGGGAAUUCCUCCGAAGACCAAUCGGAUCCGGAGGGGUUAUUACCUUACUUUCGUCACACGAGUCAUUAUUAGAUCAAUUAAGUGAAACGGGCGUCGAGUACAUUGAGAUUUCGAAAAUCAAUAAAAGUCGGGAAGAUGAGUACAGCCUUGUUGGGCUUGUUGAAUCUUGCAAAUCGAAUAUGGGAAUUCGUUUGUUUAAAGAUAUGUCAUCGGAAGAAGAUUUUGAAGUGGUGUUCUCAAUGAGUUUCUUGAGGAAGUUAGUGAAACAGACGAACAAGCUUCAGUUCCGAGCUGUUCUUAGUUGUAGUUCGUACGUUGAGUUGGUCGAGAAGGAUUGGGUUGAUGUGGUCCCCACAUCUCCCAAUUGUUACGAGUUUUGUUCUUCGAUUUAUUGGUGUUUGGAUGCUACUCCUGUCAACAAGGUUUGUGUAUUGGAUGCUACAGAUUAAUGCUUAGACUGAAGUGUUUAGAAAUGCAUUUUAUUACACUAGACAGAGAUUAACUUCUUAUAUGUAUAUAUAGCUGGUCCAGUUUGGAAAUGGGCCUGUGGCUUUAGGGGCUAAAGUGGGCCAAACCUAAAUAUAUUGGACUAAGAAACAAUUGCUAUAAACACAUUUUUUUUAAUA